CCCGCGCGCCCGCAGUAGGGUUUCCUGCCUGCGCUCCGGCGAACAUGGCUCGCGCGGCGCUCCCGCUCCUGCUGCUGUUGCUCACUCUGGUGGGCUUGCACGCGAUCCAACGCGCUCCACGGGUUCAGGUUUACUCACGUCACCCGGCAGAGAAUGGGAAGCCCAACUUUCUAAAUUGUUAUGUAUCGGGGUUUCAUCCUCCUGAGAUUACUGUUGACAUCUUAAAGAAUGGAAAAGCCAUGGAGAAAGUGGAGAGAUCAGAUUUGGCUUUCAGCAAAGAUUGGUCUUUCUACCUCUUGGCCUAUACUGAGUUCACUCCCAGCAACAGUGACCAUUACGCCUGCCGAGUCGAACAUAGCACUCUGACUGAGCCCAAGAUAGUUAACUGGGAUCGAGAUAACUAAGCGGCAUCAUGGAGGUUUGAAAAUACCUUAUUUGGAGCAGCCUAAUCCAAGUUGAUUGCUUGAUUUUUAAUAUUCAUAUGUUAUAUGUGAUGGACACAGUAAGGAAGGCAUAACAAUACAGCAUCUUUAUAAUCUUACUUUGGGCACUGUUUGCAUGUUCCUCAUAAAAAAUUGAAACAAUAAAGUAUCUAUGAGUACUUGA
Messenger RNA from Jaculus jaculus (lesser Egyptian jerboa), 606 nucleotides. It is a transcript of the gene B2m, whose product is annotated as beta-2-microglobulin. The coding region runs from base 45 to 404 and encodes 119 amino acids. Gene Ontology annotation, molecular function: MHC class II protein complex binding. Gene Ontology annotation, biological process: antigen processing and presentation of exogenous peptide antigen via MHC class II; peptide antigen assembly with MHC class II protein complex; immune response. The record is from RefSeq and is a predicted model, not a curated record. NCBI's taxonomy places the organism in Eukaryota, Metazoa, Chordata, Mammalia, Rodentia, Dipodidae. Gene Ontology annotation, cellular component: MHC class II protein complex; MHC class I protein complex. The transcript is spliced from 4 exons.